AUGAAUCCAGCGGGGGACCUUUUCUGUACGGACUGCCGGAGUUAUACGGAGUUGGUGUUCGACCACUCCGCCGGCGACGUCGUUUGUUCCGAGUGCGGCCUCGUUUUGGAGUCUCGCUCCGUAGACGAGACUUCUGAAUGGCGGACCUUUGCUGAUGAUUCCGGCGACCAUGAUCCAGUCAGGGUCGGAGAGCCCGCGAACCCGCUUUUGAGUGGUGGAGGAUUAUCCACCGUGAUCUCCAUGCCGGUCGGGUCUCGUGGACACUCGUCGAUCAUGAGAUUGCAGAACCGUGGGGGUGACCCUGACCGUUCUCUUUUAAUGGUGUUCAAGAGCAUUGCUAACAUGUCUGAUAGGUUGAGCCUUGUUACAGCUAUAAAGGAUCGGGCUAAGGAGAUAUAUAAGAGGUUAGACGAUCAGAAGUGUACCAGAGGAAGAAAUCUGGAUUGUUUAGUGGCUGCUUGCAUUUACAUUGCUUGUCGACAAGAAGGCAAGCCACGCACUGUUAAAGAAAUUUGCUCUGUUGCCAAUGGAGCCACAAAGAAGGAAAUAGGCCGUGCAAAAGAAUUCAUUGUUAAACAAUUGAAGGUUGAAAUGGGUCAAUGUAUGGAGAUAGGAACCAUACAUGCAGGGGACUAUUUGAGGCGCUUUUGUUUUCUUCUUGGUAUGAGCCAUGCAGAAAUUAAAGCAGGCCAGGAGACUGUCCAGAAGUUAGAAGAGAUGGAUAUAAGGAGGAGCCCUAUUUCCAUUGCUGCAGCAAUUAUUUAUAUGAUAUCUCAGCUGUCAAACGCAAAGAAGCCACUGAGAGACAGUGUCUAUGCAGAUAUAUCAAUAGCUUCUACAGUUGCAGAAGUGACAGUGAAGAAUGCUUAUAAGGAUCUUUAUCCCCAUGCUUCAAGGAUAAUUCCAGAAUGGUAUGCCAAGGAAAAGGACCUCAAGAACCUCUGCUCUCCUAAAACCUAA
Ilex paraguariensis (yerba mate) is the source of this 960-nucleotide messenger RNA. NCBI's taxonomy places the organism in Eukaryota, Viridiplantae, Streptophyta, Magnoliopsida, Aquifoliales, Aquifoliaceae. The record is from the annotation of a GenBank genome assembly.